AUUCCAAUUUCCUUCAGAGUCGAACCAGCCCGCGAAGCUUGUUGAUUCGUAUCGAACUGUUCGUUCUCUGUUCUUCGGAAGCCGACUGAAAAGCUCUCCAAUGGAGGGAACCAAUAAAACCACCAAAAGAAAGCUGGCGAAGAAAUCUGAAAACAAGGUAGACAAGAAACCAAAGAAGGAGAAAGAUGAUCCCGUUCCGCCUCAACCACACGACGACGAUUCCGACUCCGAUUUGGACGAUCUUUCCAAACUCCUCCAGCCUUUCUCCAAGACACAACUAAUCGAGCUCAUUUGCAGCACUGCUGUUAAAGACCCCAAUCUUGAAGCCCAAAUUCGAGCGGCUGCCGACCGCGAUGUCACUAACCGCAAAAUCUUUGUUCAUGGCCUCAGUUGGGAUACGACCCGAGAAACCCUAAUGACAGUUUUUGAAUCUUUUGGUGAAAUUGAAGAUUGCAAUGUGGUUAUGGACAAAAAUACAGGGAAGGCUAAGGGAUACGGGUUUAUUUUGUUUAAAUCCCGGCAGGGUGCGUAUAAGGCGUUGAAGGAACCUAGGAAGAGGAUUAAUAAUCGGAUGACUUCGUGUCAAUUGGCUUCUUUGGGUUCAGUGCCGCCCCCGCAAAGCCAUGAGAUUGGCUCGCGGAAGAUUUAUGUCGCUAAUGUGCACCAAAACGUGGAUGCUGAGAGGCUUAGGGCGUUCUUUGCGAAGUUUGGAGAGUUAGAGAUGGGUCCGAUAGGGUUUGAUCCUGAGACAGGGAGAUCGAGGGGUUAUGCCAUUUUUAUUUAUAGAACGAAUGAAGGUGCGAGGAAGGCUCUUGAGGAGCCACACAAAGUGUUCGAAGGGAACAAAUUGCACUGUCAGAGGGCGUCUGAGGGGAAGAACAAGAAUCAAAAUUCGACACAGGCAGCGAAGAGCUUGGGGCAAAGCCAGCCGUCGGUUAUGGCGGCCAUGGCCGCAGCUCCAAAUUUGCAUUUGUUUGCUCAACAUCCGAGCCUUAAUCCUAUGUAUGGUGGAUAUGGGAACCCAGCUUUGGGAGGUGGCAUGUUGAACCAAGGAGUAGUUCCCAUGAGUCAAGUGGGUCUGAUUGGUAGUUCUGUUGGGGCUGGCAUAGGUUUGAGUGGUUACAGUGGGGGGUCGUAUGGCUUAAGCCAAUUAAGUGCUGGUGGUUCGUCAUUGCUAGGCUCUUAUGGCCCUGGUUCGUCAUCACUGAAGGGGUUGCCGCACAUUUACUCAAGCUCAAUGCUUGGUAAGACGGGUUCUGAAUCGGGUCAGACGGCUGCUGGUGGAUCUUACGGUGGAUACACGUCACAUUUGUGGCCAGAUUAUUAGUUUGCGUUGUCUUAUAUCUUUUUAGAUGCUUGGGAAUCCAUAUUUGCGUUUGAGGUGCUGCUGAACUUGUGGAUGAAUGAUCCUGUACUGUACUUUUGGGAAAGUUUAUGUUCAGAGCUUCAUUUGGGCUUUGAUACCUUUUUCCCACAAACCCCUUUCGUCUCUUUUCACUUUUUUUUCCUUCUUUUUUUCCUUUUCUCCAUUCCUCCCCACUUUUUAGUUGUUUUAUGUAGUAAGAACCUGCUGCUGGGCAAUAGUCAUCUUACGUUUUAUACUUCACCUUUGUCAAUAUUAUCACUUUUAAUUCUUUUGAAGUUUUUUUUUAUACAUAUAUUCUUUUUUUGUUGUAAUUUCUUUUUCCUCGAGUAUCACCUUCAUUUUAAUCUUCGGCUUCUGAGUUAUAACCUUCCGCCCUAUUAAUAAUAAAUGGAAGUCCCUUUUUGUGUCCUGUUGGAGUUAAUCAAGUGUUGUUGGAGGCUGCCAAGGAUUAGGAAUAACCAAAUCUUCUAAGCGAAUCCAGUAGUGGUAGGGUGAUGAUUAGUGUUAUUUGGCUAAGUGUGAAACUAUUCUUGGGUCCUAUUAUUCUGCUAACUUUUUUAGGUUGUGAAUAUAUAUAAUGCUCUUCUGUUACCGGUUCAGAAUCUGCAGUGGAAGAACUUUUGUGAUGCAGGUUUGUUUCUUUGCUCUGCUUCGUCGCCUUCAUACUCAUCAUCAGUCUUUGCUCUUCCUUGUUUUCUUCAUUUUCAUUUUCUUCCCCGUUCGUUGCCCUCGUCGUCGUUGCCCUUCUCCAUUUUUCAUACAAUUCUCGGGGUCGUGACUAAAAUGAACCUCACCCACUUCAUCAAAUUCUUCCUUUUUCAUACAAUUGGCUUGGUUUGAUUCUCCAAGUUUUUCAGUUGGUAAUUCUGAAGGUCGUGCAGAAGGCUGAUGAUGGGUAGAGCAGAAUGAGACAGGUAAGGUAUGGACAUGUAUAUAUAUGUAUAUGUAUAUGUGUAUGUAUAUAUGUAUAUAUGCAUUCAUUCAAACUAAGCUUCAGCUGUUGGCGUCACUGCAUCCAUCUGUGCAGAACAGAUAGUCUUGAAGCAUUUCUGUGGCUUGUUUCUGUUGAUUCUAAUGAACUUUACAUGCACAAUAAAUCAAGCAUACCAUCAAAUGAGUGUUUGUUUAGUUUUUUUUUUUAAAUCAUUUUUUAAAAUAUUAAUGUGUGGUUAGAAAAUUAAAAAAAAAAAAAAAAAAGUGAAAAAUAAGGAAUUUAGAGGGGGUGUGGUGUAAAACGUGAAUUCACAUUAUAUUUGACAUUAAGAAGAGUAA
Molecule: messenger RNA, 2638 nt
Organism: Cucurbita moschata (crookneck pumpkin)
Lineage: Eukaryota; Viridiplantae; Streptophyta; Magnoliopsida; Cucurbitales; Cucurbitaceae
Product: UBP1-associated protein 2B-like
Exons: 2
Coding region: 101-1327 (408 amino acids)
Molecular function (GO): RNA binding
Source: RefSeq, a predicted model, not a curated record